This is a messenger RNA of Colletotrichum truncatum, 2595 nucleotides long. Its product is annotated as M protein repeat protein. The record is from RefSeq and is a predicted model, not a curated record. NCBI's taxonomy places the organism in Eukaryota, Fungi, Ascomycota, Sordariomycetes, Glomerellales, Glomerellaceae. Gene Ontology annotation, cellular component: Golgi apparatus; endoplasmic reticulum.
AUGGCAGCACCCGCCAAGUCGUCGCGAUGGGGGUCUUUCCUCCAACAAGCCGUCGCCGGCGUAGAAGCUCGUCUUGAUAAUAUCCUCGCCGAAGGAGAAAACGGCCACAACCAACAAACCUCGCAAAUUCCUCCACGCCCUAUAACACCCGCCAAGGAGCCGACACAGCAAAUUGGACCGGCUCGAUCCUCGACAAGCAGUCGUACCAAUGACCGCCUACAAGAACGCCUGGCCAAAGCUAUGGCCUCCAAGACUGCUCACUCAUCUGACAACAGUAUCGUUACCUCGGAUUCCCACAUUAGACUGAGUGUUGACGGCGGUCAUCCUGAUGCCGCUACUCCACGAAACGAUGAUGCAUCUACUGAGAAUACAACCUCCGACGUUCUCUCCGCUCCAGCUGCUGUCACCGAUACAGUUACAGAAACGAACACAUCGAACAACAGCCAGACAAAGAUAACUUCUGCAAGACAAUCCCAGGACAGCCAACGACGCAUGAGCACUAUAACAAUACUCCAUGAGACAGCGAAUGAUCCCCAGAAACCAAGUCCAAUCAGGUCCUCCAGCAAAGCACCCGAUCCGUCGCCAAUCAGUGCUAGCAUAAAUGGGGUUGCAGUGGAGCCCAAUGAUGGAUGCAGCCAAUGUGAUGCUCUCAGGACUCAGAUAGAAGCGCUUGAGGUUAGAUCCCAACAGGCAGCGAAGGACCAACAGCAAGAGAUACACCGGCAUGUCGAGCAGUUCGAGGCUCUUCAGGUUAAGGUGCAAUACUUGGCAAGAGAUGCGACUGAUGCCGCCCGAAAAUCUGCUGCUGCGGCCCCAGCUGGAAGCUUAGAGCGGAAGCUUGCCGAGAAAGAUGAGAAGAUUGUAUUGCUAAUGGAGGAAGGUCGGAACUUAGCUGCUACGGAGCAGAAACACCGAUCCAUUAUCAGAAAACUAAGAUCGCAGAUUGCCGGAGAUGAGAAGGCGCUGGACGAUUUGCGAGCUCGUUAUGAAAGGGCAAUGGCUGAUUUGGAACCGUUACAUGCCCGGGCAACCCGCGUGGAAGAGCUUGAACAACGGAAUCAGGAGCUGCAGUUUCGAUUUAAUGGGAUGCAAGAUGAACUGAACGCUCUGCAAGCUGAGGCAGCCGCUGACAAAUUCACCAUAGCCAAUUUGCGAGAAGAGCUUCGGAAGGCAACAGACCAAGCCAAUUCAGCUGUUAUUAAGGCCAACGAAGAGACACUGGCGGCGCAAAAACUCCGUGUAAGGGAACUUGAAGAGACUGUUGCUUCCUUGCAGGUUGAGAAGAGCUUAGUUGCUGAGAGGGCAAAAGCCAACAUUGCCGAGGCAGAAGAAAAGGCAAGCCGUGCGGCGGAACGUACACGCGUCAUGGAAAUUGAAAUGAAAGCGGAAAUUCAGGCCAUGGAAGGAAAAUUAGAAGCGAUGCGUGCCUUGGCGGAAGAGGCGUCUUCUGGUGCUAUUGGUGAUUCUCAAGCCAAGCUCCUACGUCAAGUGGAAACACUUCAGACCCAACAUGCGAUCGCUUCUGAGAAUUGGCAAGGCAUAGAGGCUAGCCUGCUUGCUCGCCUCGGCAAUUUAGAGCGGGAGCGAGACGAUGCAUUGCGACGGGAAUCAGACAUGAGGAAGAAGGCUAGGGAAACGGCAACACGAUGCAAACGUCAGGAUGAAGAACUGCAGGAGCUUACUAGCAAAUUCCCCAACUACCAGCGAGACAUCGAGGCAUACAAAUCACGUAUCGAGGCCUUGCAAAAACAGGCAGAGUCCGCUGAAACUGCAUUGAUUCAUACCAAAGCCGAGCUCGAAAAGCAGCAGAUGGCAUGGAAGGCCGAAAAGACGGAGUCAGACCGGCGGCCCUGGUUGGACGACCAUUUAGCGGGCUCCAUCUCAAGGAUACAAAGUCGGCCGGACUCGCCAUUAUUGUCCAUACCAACGCGCACUAUGAGCAACGACUUACUUCUAUUGCAAAGUGCCUCUGGAAAGGGUCGUCAAAUUUCAAACCCAACGAGUGGGGUGGAUGCGUUUCAGGAAGGCUCUUCGCCAGGAAGGCGUUUGUCAAGCCAAACCCCAGUGAGGCCGUCGGUCCUGCUCGGUACCUCCAGUCUGCCCGGAGCAACAACUUUGACUUCAUUUGAUCUACCCCCAGACUCGCUCCCUACGCCGACCUCGCAUGUAGUUGAAAAGGAUGACCUAUUUGACGGUGUAGAAACGACCUCAUCACCUAGACAAAUUAUGCAGGACAUGGUAUCGGUAUCAACAGUUGCCGCAGGACCUUCAGUACAGUUGGUGGAGAGGAUGAGUGCCGCCAUUCGUCGACUGGAGGCUGAAAAGGUAACUUCGCGUGAAGAACUCGCAAGAAUCUCGGGUCAGAGAGAUGAGGCAAGAGCAGAACUAGUCGCCCUCAUGAAAGACUUGGAAUCUGGAAAGACAGCCUCGAAACGAGUCACUGAACUAGAGGCUCAGGUCGAAGACAUUAAUUCGAGGUACCAGACAACGCUAGAGCUACUCGGGGAGAAGAGUGAACUAGUGGAAGAGCUUCGUGCUGAUGUGCAGGAUGUCAAGGCUAUGUAUCGCGACUUAGUAGAGCGUACCGUCAGGUAA